AUGAGACGCGCACGCAGAAACGACACUCAGGAUCCCGGCCGGAAGUUCUACUUCCCAGCUGGAAUCCUCGGCUUAUUGUCCGUAACAACGGCCGUCGGUGCGCGGAAAUGCUUGCCGGAUUUUCCGCUGGCCUUGGACUCCCUCCCGGUGAUUGUUUCCUCGAGUGAAGUCUUCGUGUCAAUCGUUGCUGCUGUCUACUGCUGCUUCGUCAUGGGUGAAGAACAACCGAACGACAACACUGCGAUCCAGUACGACGCAACUCAAGUCGACCCACAGGGAACGGCAUACAGCAAACCAGUCGAACCCUAAUACACCGGGCGCCUCAGGCACGCUUGCAACUAGCCAGGCUGCUGGUACAA
Molecule: messenger RNA, 359 nt
Organism: Patiria miniata (bat star)
Lineage: Eukaryota; Metazoa; Echinodermata; Asteroidea; Valvatida; Asterinidae
Exons: 4
Coding region: 1-309 (102 amino acids)
Source: RefSeq, a predicted model, not a curated record